AUGGCGGAUUCAAGAGAUAGCAAGUCGUACAAAUAUCGCCAGGAAAUCAGUCAAAUGAUGUACGUCUCAGGCGAAACCGCAGAACCACCCGUCGAAACAACAAGUAUCAUCGAAGACAUUGUCCGCCAACAAGUCAUCGAACUCCUCCGAAACUGCACCGAACUCGCUUCGCGUCGCGGCUCAAAAUCCAUCAGCAUCAACGAUCUCAUCUUCCAAAUCCGCCAUGACCAAGCAAAAGUCUCUCGCCUGCGCACGUUCCUCUCGUGGAAAGAUGUGCGAAAGAACGUCAAGGACUCUGAUGACAAGGGCGCUGAUGCCGAUAUCGCUGCUGGUGAUGAUCCCGUCGCUGCCGGUGAUAACACAACGGAUGAAGCAGCCAAGAAGAACAAAAAGGCAAAGGUCGGUUUGCCCUGGGAGCCUUCGUCUUACUACAACGUCGAGGUGCCUGAGCGCGAGGAUGAAGAGGAUGAAGAGGAGGAGGAGAUGAACUACAUCACGCUGCAACGUCUGCGCAAAGCAGAUGAGCGCACCAAGGCCAUGACCAAGGAGGAGUACGUUACAUGGUCCGAAUACCGUCAAGCAUCCUUCACCUACCGCAAAGGCAAGCGAUUCCGCGAGUGGGCAGGCUUUGGCAUCGUGACAGACAGCAAACCCUCCGACGAUAUUGUUGAUAUCCUCGGCUUUCUCACCUUUGAAAUGGUCCAGACCCUCACCGAGAUGGCCCUCAAGGUCAAGGAGCAGGAAGAUCUAGUGCGCGCUCAGAAUGGAGGAGACAAUGUUGGAAAUGCAAAGAAGCGGAAGCACGAGGGUGCGCUCUUCGAUUUUCCCAGUGAGGGAAAGACGCCAAUCGAGCCUCGCCAUGUUCAAGAAGGGUCUCGACGAUUGCAGCAGAGGCCAAAGAAGUCGAGGGCCAUGCUCAACGGCACCAGAAUUUCACAACACACGCCACUCAACAUCUUCUAA
Fusarium subglutinans is the source of this 963-nucleotide messenger RNA. Its product is annotated as transcription initiation SPT3. The transcript is spliced from 2 exons. Gene Ontology annotation, biological process: transcription by RNA polymerase II. Lineage: Eukaryota; Fungi; Ascomycota; Sordariomycetes; Hypocreales; Nectriaceae. Bases 1 to 963 code for a protein of 320 amino acids. The record is from RefSeq and is a predicted model, not a curated record. Gene Ontology annotation, molecular function: transcription coregulator activity; protein heterodimerization activity. Gene Ontology annotation, cellular component: SAGA complex.